AUGACUACCACACAACGGAGUGAAAGUAUGAAUGCUUUUUUUUAUGGUUAUGUGCACUCAUCAACCACAUUGAAGGAAUUUGUUGAUCAAUACGAUAGCGCUUUGCGUAGAAAGGUUGAGAAUGAGAGUGUUGCUGAUUUCGUCUCUUUUAAUGAGACAGUUGCAUGUCUAAGUAGGUUUCCUUUUGAGAAGAACUUUCAACAACUUUACACCAUCGCAAAGUUGAAAGAAGUACAAGAGGAGAUUAAAGAAGUGAUGUAUAGUAGUAAUUCUCUUAUCACAAGAGAAGGUGCAAUGUGUACUUAUCAAGUGACUGAACAGGUACAAAUUAAUGAUGCGUACACGAAAAAGGUAUGCUUUAUUGUUUAUUACAAUGAAUCUUCAUGCGAAGUGAAUUGUAGUUGUUGCUUGUUUGAAUCAAGAGGAAUUUUGUGCAAACAUGUCAUAUCUGUAUUGAAUAUAGUUGGAGUCACAUCAUUGCCUGAAAAGUAUUUUCUUAACCGAUGGAGGAAGGGCUUGAAUCGAAAAUAUAAACGAAUUAGCAGCAGUUAUGAUUCAGGUAGUUGCAACCCUAAUGCAGAAAGAUAUUCCGACUUGUGCAAAGAUUUGCUUGUUUUGGCAGAAAUCGCCUCAAAUAGCGUGGAGCAUUACAUGACAGUGAAAAAUUGUGCUCUUAUGUUAACGAUGCAAUUCAGUGGUUCGAUCUGUGAACAUAGUCCACCUUCUCAAGCACUUGUUAGUGGUUCUACUACCUGUAAUUUGUUUAUUGAUGGUACGACGGUAGAAAGUAAUAAGGUUCGUAGCCCUCUCGCGGUUCGAAUGAGAGGGAAGCCACCAUCAAAUAGGAUAGUUUCUGAAGUAGAAAAAGCGGUGAAAAAGAAGACACGAGGAAAAAAGAAUCAAACAAGUAACACAAAUGGUAAACAAAAUAGUUCCAAGAAAAAGAUUUGCGAAGAAACACAACAAUAUGCAUUGGACACAAAUGAAGCUUUGUUAUCUUCCAUAACUAAUAUUCAGCAUGACAAUGUAAUCGGAACUCAAAAUAGUGUAAUUACUCAGGGAUCUCAAAUCAUGCAGAAUCAUGUUGUGCCUCGUUUUUCCAACGAAGGUAUGUGCAGUUUGGAGAGGCUUUGAGAUCAAUGAAAUUUAAUGAGUAAAGCUCUUUUUCCAUAUGGUGGAAUUUUGCCUUGGAUUUUAUUUUGUAAGGAACAACGACAUGGUGGUAUUUUGUUGAUGUAUUUUUCGAUUAUGGAGGAAAGGGUUGUAUUAUACAUGUUGCCUUGAAUUUUAUUUUGUAAAGAACAAUGACAAUUGAUGGCUAAGUUUGUAACCCAAUAUGAUGUA
Alnus glutinosa is the source of this 1344-nucleotide messenger RNA. RefSeq names its product protein FAR-RED ELONGATED HYPOCOTYL 3-like. The record is from RefSeq and is a predicted model, not a curated record. NCBI's taxonomy places the organism in Eukaryota, Viridiplantae, Streptophyta, Magnoliopsida, Fagales, Betulaceae. The transcript is spliced from 4 exons. Gene Ontology annotation, molecular function: zinc ion binding. The coding region runs from base 1 to 1134 and encodes 377 amino acids.